This is a messenger RNA of Tetrahymena thermophila SB210, 1407 nucleotides long. Its product is annotated as Serine/Threonine kinase domain protein. NCBI's taxonomy places the organism in Eukaryota, Ciliophora, Oligohymenophorea, Hymenostomatida, Tetrahymenidae. The record is from RefSeq and is a predicted model, not a curated record. Gene Ontology annotation, cellular component: cytoplasm. Gene Ontology annotation, molecular function: protein serine/threonine kinase activity; ATP binding. Gene Ontology annotation, biological process: regulation of MAPK cascade; intracellular signal transduction; protein phosphorylation. The transcript is spliced from 4 exons.
AUGGGCGGUAAAGGUUCCAAAAACAAUAACGAAGAGGAGAUAUAGGAAGGAAAGCCCUUCAAUUUCUAAAAGCAUAUUUCAAUAUAAGUUGAUUAAAAUGGUAAAUUAAUAAAUGUUCCAGAAGAAUGGAAAAAAUAUGGUCUAGGCUUAGAUAUAGAUGAAACAAAAACAGUUAAAACUAAGAAAAUGCCUGAAGUUGUUAGAUUUGAAAAUGAACUUCCAGAAAAUAUUUAGGAAUUGAUAAGCAUGCUUUCUUUGACUGUUUCUAAACCAGAAAAUUUUGCAAGAGUCCAUCAUAUUGAAAUUGAUCCCUCUGCUCCAUACGGUCUUAAGGGUUUACCUCCUGAGUGGGAAGAAAGAUUCAAAGUUCAAGGCAUAAACACUGAAGAAGUUAAAGAAAAUCCACAAAACAUGAUUUCAAUUAUUAAUAAUUAUGAUCAAGGAAUAGAAGCUCCUAAAAAGAUUAUUCUUCCUACAAACGAUGAAUUUCUUAAGAUAGUUGAAAAUAUUGGUUUGCAAGAAGAUGAUCCAUCAAAGUUUUACAAUUUUGGAGAUAAAUUAGGCAAAGGAGCUAUGUGUUAGGUUUUCAAAGCCACUAAGAGAAAAACUAAGAAUGAAGAAUUUGCUGUGAGAGUUAUGAAACUAGGUGAUGAAGGUUCUAUGAACAAGAUUAAAAUUGAGAUGGCUAUCAUGAAAAUUUGUCAACAUAAAAAUAUUGUUAGAUAUUAUGAAACUUUUAAAUUCAUGAGUUGCCUUUUCAUGGUUAUUGAAUACAUGAAUGGAGGUUCACUCACAGAAAUCAUAUACUAAAAUUUUAAGACAAUACCGGAAGAUAUUAUUGCCUAUAUUCUUAGAGAAAUUAUUUAAGGUCUUAACUUUAUUCAUUUGCAAAACUAAGCACACAGAGAUUUAAAAUCAGAUAAUAUUUUGGUCAAUAAGAACGGAGAAGUGAAGGUAGCAGAUUUUGGAUUUGCUACUUAACUCACACAAGAAAAACAAAGAAGAAAAUCUGUCGUUGGUACACCUGCUUGGAUGGCUCCUGAACUCAUUUUAAAGAAGGAAUAUAAUGAAAAAGUUGAUGUAUGGUCUACAGGUAUUAUUGCAAUUGAAUUAGCUAUGGGUGAACCACCUCACUUGAGAAUGCCUCCAUUGAAAGCUAUGUAUACUAUUUCUAGUAAAGCUCCUCCAAGACUUGACCCUGCAAACUUUACUUAAAACUUUUGUAAUUUUGUAGAGCAAUGCUUAUAAAAGAAUCCAGAUGAAAGAGCUUCAUUUUAGACACUCUUAGAACAUCCUUUUCUCAAAAAUGUACCUGCUGAUGCUGCUUCUAAAUUUGCAUCAAUGGUUCAAAAUAAAAAAAAUAUUCCACUCAAUCAACUAUUUAACAUUCCAAAAGAUAAAUAGUGA